Messenger RNA from Symbiodinium natans, 1026 nucleotides. The record is from the annotation of a GenBank genome assembly. Lineage: Eukaryota; Dinophyceae; Suessiales; Symbiodiniaceae.
AUGGCGAGCCCGGGCCAAGAUACCGUGGAGGAGAGGCUCCGAUUCGAUGAGCAGGCGCUGGCAAGAUACUUGGUCUCCCAGGGCCUGCCCGGUGUGGAGGGUGGAGCCUUGAGGGUGAAGAAGUUCGGAUACGGGCAGUCGAAUCCCACCUACUGCUUAGACGCUCAUGGCGGCCAGAGGUAUGUGCUGCGCAAGCAACCGCCAGGCAAGCUGAUUCGUGGCGCGCACGCCGUCGACCGAGAGUAUCGCGUGAUGAAGGCUUUGGGUCAGGUCGGCUACGAGGUUCCGGUUGUCCAUGCGCUGUGCGAGGAUUCCAAGGUGAUUGGAACAUCCUUCUACGUCAUGUCCUUCGUCAAGGGGCACAUUCCGGACAACGGCUUGCUGAAGCUUCCCAAGGACCGGCGUCGGCCGGCCAUGGAGGCGAUCGUUCAAAGCCUGGCCAAGCUCCACAGCUACGACCCCAACACCUUGGGGCUGCUCUCAGGAAAGCCCUAUGGCAAGAUGGGCGGCUUCUACGAGCGGCAGAUCCGCACCAUGAAGCGGACUAGCGAGGCGCAGGUCUCGGGCUCCGACGGCCACAUCCCCCCCAUGAAGCGCCUCGAUGAGCUCAUCAGGCUCUUCGAGGCGAACAUGCCUCCGGACAGGUCGUGUGUGAUCCAUGGCGACUGGAAGCCUGACAACCUCAUCCUCUCCCCCGACGGCCAGCCAAAAGUGCUGGCAGUGGUUGAUUGGGAGUUGAGCACCAUUGGGCAUCCGAUGAGCGACCUGGCCAACCUCUGCCUGCCCUAUCACCUCGGUGGGCUGGGGCGGCUGGUCGGCUACCCUGCCUUGGGCAGCGAGGAGGAUGGCUCGGCCAUCCCGGAGGAAGAGGUGCCCCUCCUGGAUGCCCAAAGACAGGGAUUUCGCAGGUACCUAGAACAGGGCCACAAAGCAGAGUCGCACAAGCACGGAGUUCUUCGCACAAGUCUUGCGAUCGUACUGUGCUGCAGCAGGGGCCCAGACCCCAACAAGCAGGGAGGGGCAUAG